Molecule: messenger RNA, 1439 nt
Organism: Ceutorhynchus assimilis (cabbage seed weevil)
Lineage: Eukaryota; Metazoa; Arthropoda; Insecta; Coleoptera; Curculionidae
Source: the annotation of a GenBank genome assembly
AUGUCGCCGAAAAGACCUGUUGAAAAGUUGAGUUUUUCGUGUACGAAACAAGUUACCGAGUUUCUAUUGAAUGGCAUUGACAUCUUGGGUGAAAAAUGCAUUAAGAUUUUCUGGAAUUACAUCGAUGCCUUACCAAGGAAACUCAGAAAUGAAAUUCUUAUUAGCUUAUUUGAGCUUACAUCGAUUAAAACUCAGAAAAAAUGGAUCGCGUUUUGUUUGUUUAAGUUUAGCUGUUACAAAUUUGAUUCCAGGCACGUGUCGCGUAACUAUCAUAGAAAAUUUGUUUAUAACUUGAUCAAUGUGCGGUAUUUGAACUUAUCUGAUGCAGAGAUUACCGAAACAAUUCUUACAAGAACAAUAAAAAGAAACCCUCAGCUACGAGUCCUCAUCAUUCCAAACAAAGCGACAAACAACGUUUUGAAAGAAAUCACAAAUCUCAAACACCUAAAAAUGCUGGAUAUAAGUGGAAACAAUCAACUGACCCUUGAAGACUUGAACUACAUUUCCAGUACUUCUUUGGAGAUUUUGACAAUAGGCAACUCCAUAAUAUCUAAUCUGGAUUUUGAAAACUUGGCAUUUAUUUUACAAAAAAAUCCAAACUUAAAAGAAAUUAAAAUGUAUGAUUACAUGGGCAAAGCCCUAUUGACAUUAAAAUCCCCAUACAUUUGCAAACUAAACGCAAUCAGAGAUUAUAAAACCUCAACAAAACAGAUAAAAGCCAUCAUUGGUAUUUGUCCAAACCUCAAGAAACUCUCCCUGGAAACUCCUGAUAUUAACAUUUUCAAACAUUUACAACAAUUAACCUCAUUGCAAACCCUUAAACUAACCCAUUGCCAAAACAUUGAACUAAAUUUAAAAAACCUAACUCUAAAAACAUUACAAAUCCAUUCCGCCAUAAUAAACUCCACAAAAUUAUGCUUGACAAUACAAAACCUAUUAUUAAAAUCUUGCAAAUUAACCCACAAUGACACAAUAUGCUUUAGAAAUCUUAAAACCCUCGAACUAAUCGAUUGCAAUAUCAAAAAUAAAUCCACAAUAAUGAACUUUUUAACAUACGCAAAUCAAUUACAAAGAUUCACAAUGUCAAACGACAUAGGCAUUGAUGAUGAAGAUAUAAAAUUACUAUGUGAAAACAAAAAGCUAAAAAGUUUGGAAACAUUAUGGCUUUCAAUGGCUAAACAAUUAACUAGUGAUUCGGUUGUAAGACUAAUGAAUCAUUGUGAUAAAUUGACUUCUAUUGGGACAUUGAAUGGUUGGAAUAUUAGCAAAGAUGAAGUGAAUUAUUUAAGAUGUUUUAUUUAUUUUAAAAUGUAAAUUUGCAAUUGUUGUAUUUUAGUUGUUUUUAGUUAAAUAUAUACGCAUUUACUGUACAUAGUCUAUUUUUAACAUCAAAGUUUAUUUUAGUUUGGCUUGUGAGCUGUAAUAUACACACAUACAUA